AUGGUAAAGGAGACUUUGGGAUGUGGAAAUUCAAGAUGCAAAUGCAACUUGAAAAUCUGGGUUUGGAUUCUGUUCUGGUUGGAGGAAGAGUCCAGCAGCAGCAGUGUACCUGAUAAUGGCAAGGCAGUUGACGGUGAAGCUAAGUCUACUGUUUCUCCGGUUGAUCCGCUGAAAAAGGAGAAAGACAAGAAGGCAAAGAAUCUGAUAUGCUCCUGCCUUACAAAUCUGGUCCUGCGCAAGGUAAUGAGAGAAACAACAGCUUUAGGUGUAUGGAAAGCUCUUGAAAAAGAUUAUCAAACCAAGACCUUACCAAACCGUAUCUACUUGAAGCAAAGGUUUGCAAGUUUUAAGAUGGAAGAGCACAAAAGCGUAGAGGAUAAUCUUGAUGUGUUUCUUAGGCUUGUAGAUGAUUUAGCAAGUUUGAACAUCAAUGUGAGUGAUGAGGAUCAAGCGGUGCAGAUUUUAUCAAGCUUACCUAAGCAAUAUGACUCACUAGUUCAUACACUCAAAUAUGGUAACGGGAAAGAAACGCUUACCUUGCAUGAGGUUACAACUUCUGCAUAUGCCAAGGAGGUUGAGCUCAAGGAAUCUGGGCUUCUUGGAAAGGCAAAGUCAGGUGCAGAAGCGUUGGUUGUGAGUAGAGGAAGGUCUAAGAAGAAGAGUUCUUGGCAGAACAGAGGUAGAUCUAAGAGCAAAGACACAAGGUCAAAAUCCAGACCAAAGAAUGGGACAAAGCCUAGAAAAUGUUGGACUUGUGGUGAAGAAGGUCAUUACAAGAAAGAUUGUCCUGAGCAAAAGAAUGGAAAACAAUCUAACUCUGCAAAUGUUGCUCAUGAGAAGGAGCAGCCUAUGAUCUUAACGGCAAGCAUACAAGGCAACGUGAAAGAAUGGGUCAUGGAUUCUGGAUGUACUUUCCACAUAACUCCAGAUAGAGAUGCUUUGUUUGACUUCAAGGAAGUUGAUGGUGGAAAAGUAACUAUGGGUAAUAAUACUUACAGCGAAGUCAAGGGAAUUGGAAAGCUUAAGAUCAUAAAUUCAGAAGGAGGUACAGUGAUUUUAACUGAUGUGAGAUACAUGCCAUCAAUGGGUAAAAAUCUCAUCUCUUAUGGCCAAUUGGAGAGGAAUGGGUGCAAAUAUGAAGGUAAAGAUUUCAUAGUUACAUUCUACAAAGGAGGUCAGAAAGUAAUUUCAGGCAAGUAUCGAGAUGGGUUGUACUAUUUGCUGGGAACGGUUGUUAAGGUUCAAGGAUCUACUGGUCAAGGUGGAGAGAUUUCUCGAAAUUCUGUUUCUACUGGUCAAGGUGGAGAGAUUUCAGAAAGUUCAGAAUUAGAGCCAAAGGGUUUACCUGGAAAUAGUUUGGAGAAGUGUGUAUCGCUUCUCAAUGUCACUCCAUAA
Messenger RNA from Microthlaspi erraticum, 1395 nucleotides. NCBI's taxonomy places the organism in Eukaryota, Viridiplantae, Streptophyta, Magnoliopsida, Brassicales, Brassicaceae. The record is from the annotation of a GenBank genome assembly.